AACCCCUGUUUUAAAAAUGACAAGGCUGAGGUCUAGAGGGUUAUUCGUCACAUAGUUAGAUGGCUAUGAAACUGGAACUUAGAGGUUAGGUUUUCUGAUGCCUGUUAAUUGAAUUUUCCAAUAAUGGUUUUCAAGAGACUGAAUUCCCACCCUUACUGCCUAACAAUGUGGCCUUUUUGGAUCAAGUCCCCAUGAGCUAUCAUGCCUUGUCAUUCACUUAAUUCACUCUACCUCUGUUGCAAUAUAGUCUUUUUUACAUUCCCCAUUUCUAUAGUGAAUAAGCUUCCCCAGAGACAGCAGGAAUUACGUAGGUUUUUGGCUCUGUGUAUAUGUGAGUUAAUCUUGAAUCAACUGAAGUUUUAUUUUCCUAUAUGUGUAGUGCUGCCAACCUAUUUUUACAAUUUAUAUUGUGAAAUAGUGUGAGAAGCCUGCCCCCAAGAAUUCUUAGAUAUCGGGGUUUUGCGGCCUCCAGGUGGUGGAUCCAAUUUUUCCUUAGGUUUUGAUGAACCAACAGAACAACCUGUGAGGCGGAAUAAAAUGGCCUCUAGCAUCUUUGGGACACCUGAGGAAAAUCCCCCUUCCUGGGCCAAGUCGGCAGGUGCCAAGUCUUGUGGUGGCCGGGAAGAUUCUGAGUCAUCUGGACCCCAGAGAAGUAACUCUUCUGAAGCAAACCCUGGAGACUUCUUAGAUCUGAAGGGAGAAGGUGAUGUUCAUGAAAACGUAGACACAGACUUGCAGGCCAGCCUGGGGCAGAGCGAGGAGAAGCCUGUGCCCGCUGCCCCUGUGCCCAGCCCAGUGGCACCGGCGCCCGUGCCAUCCCGGAGAAACCCCCCUGGUGGCAAGUCCAGCCUCGUCCUGGGUUAGCUCCGUCUGCCCUGAACUCUGUCGUUUCGUUUCUUUGUUUUCUCCAUGCUUGUGAACUGCACAACUUGAGCCUGACUGUACAUGUUUUGGAUUUGUUUCAUUAAAAAAGAAGCACUUUA
Molecule: messenger RNA, 983 nt
Organism: Lagenorhynchus albirostris (white-beaked dolphin)
Lineage: Eukaryota; Metazoa; Chordata; Mammalia; Artiodactyla; Delphinidae
Gene: JPT1
Product: Jupiter microtubule associated homolog 1
Exons: 5
Coding region: 538-864 (108 amino acids)
Cellular component (GO): nucleus
Source: RefSeq, a predicted model, not a curated record